Molecule: messenger RNA, 1022 nt
Organism: Cajanus cajan (pigeon pea)
Lineage: Eukaryota; Viridiplantae; Streptophyta; Magnoliopsida; Fabales; Fabaceae
Product: NAC domain-containing protein 41
Biological process (GO): regulation of DNA-templated transcription
Molecular function (GO): DNA binding
Source: RefSeq, a predicted model, not a curated record
CUAGCACCAUUCCCUGCCACAGUGAUUCACUCAGAGAGUUGAAACAGUUCCUUCGUUUUCAAAGAAGAGAAAGGUCCUUGGGUGAGAAUUGAGAUGGAGCUUCCAAAUGAAAGUGAGGCAAGAACCUAUAGGCUCCCAAUAGGUUACCGUUUUGAUCCCACAGAUGAAGUUCUCACAGGCUAUUACCUUCGGAAGAAGAUAUUAUCUCAACCACUUCCCCAUAACCUCGUACCCGAAUGUGAUGUUUUCCAAACUGAGCCAUGGAGGCUGCAAGGAGGAAUGACGUCACUCCCCCAACUUGAGCAGUUGCGAAAUGAACCACGCAACCGGAUGAAUCUUGUUGAUUCUUUUUACAGUGAAAGAUGGGAGAGGUAUUUGAAUUGGCAGAAGUUUUUCUUCUAUGACCCCAAGGACCGUGUGUUUGAAAACCCUCAGAAGAUUGGUGCUGGAAAUGGAGAAUGGAGAGGAGUUGAAAGAGGCCAGCAAAUAGAGCUUUCUGGCAAAGAGGUCAUUGCAAAAAGAAAUACUUACGUCUUCUGGGAAGGCAAUGGUGACAAUUUCACAAGAACUAACUGGCUCAUGAAUGAAUUUCAUCUGAUUCUCAAAUCUAACCCAACCAUGAGAUCUGGUAUGGGCAUUUAUCGAAUCUUUGAAGUAGAAGGAAGGAGAAGAAAGAAAGCUAGAGUGUCCCGGGAGGGGGCUUCUACAAACGGCAACAGUGGGGAAGUAAUCGAUGCCGUACCCACUGUCAUUGAUUUGACUGAGACGUGUGGCAGUGUGGGUGAUACUCCUCCUCCUGGUUCACCAUGUUGAUUGUUGAGUAGUGGCAGUGAAACUGCCUAGUUAGUUAGGAGAAUGUUGCUCAAAAACCAUCAUUUUGUAAGAAACCAUUUGUGUAGUCCCAUAUGCACCAAACAACUCUUACCUUAGGUUGUAGUGUGCAUGAACUGUGUAUAUAGGAGUUUGUUUUGUGUUGUGGGCUCACCAAUUAAUAAGAAGCAACUGUUAAUGUUUAUGACUGA